AUGGCUUCGCAAGAGAAGUGCGUCAUCAAGAUUUUGAAGCCAGUGAAGAAGAAGAAGAUCAAGCGCGAGAUUAGGAUUCUUCAGAACCUCUACGGUGGUCCCAACAUCGUGAAGCUUUUGGACGUGGUGCGUGAUCCCCAGUCCAAGACACCGAGCCUGAUCUUCGAGUACAUCAACAACACCGACUUCAAGCAACUCUACCCAACCCUCACCGACCACGACAUUCGGUACUACAUCUUUGAGAUUCUUAAGGCACUGGACUACUGCCACUCUCAGGGGAUCAUGCAUCGGGAUGUGAAGCCGCACAAUGUCAUGAUCGACCACGAGAAUCGGAAGUUGCGACUCAUCGACUGGGGCCUAGCUGAGUUUUAUCACCCUGGUCGGGAAUACAACGUUCGGGUGGCCUCCCGCUACUACAAAGGUCCGGAGCUUCUCGUAGAUUUGCAGCUCUACGACUACUCCUUGGACAUUUGGAGCUUGGGCUGUAUGCUUGCCGGAAUGGUUUUUCGAAAAGAGCCCUUCUUCCACGGCCAAGACAACUAUGAUCAAUUGGUCAAGAUAGCUCGCGUGCUGGGCACAGAUGGUUUGUUUGCCUACUUGGACAAGUACAACCAAGAAUUGGAUCCGCACUUUGACCAUGUCCUUGGAAGGCACUCCAGAAAGGCCUGGUCGAAAUUUGUGACUUCCGAGAAUCAGCACUUGGUGAGUUUGGAUGUGCUGGACCUCAUAGACAGAAUGCUGGUCUAUGACCAUGCUCAGCGAAUUUUGCCAAAAGAGGCUAUGCAACAUCCCUACUUUGCCCAGAUUCGGGUGCGCACCCAUUCCGCCGAUGUGGCUCCAAGUGAUCUGUUUGCCAAAUGCCGGCAGACCAAUCGAGUGAUGCGAGAUGCGAGGUGUAUGAAAGCCUUAUGCAAGCCUUUCCGGUACUCCGUGACAGAAGGCCAGCACUUGGCCAAGACCGUCGAAGAAGAUGACGAUGAGGACGUGACGAAGUCACGAAGUCAGGUGACGAAGGGGAUGGAGGAUUGGAGUGAGGAGGCGGAUUUCUUCAACGAGCUGGGCAUGGAACCCGAAUAUCGAGCACCAAGGGUUUUGGACAAAGACAAGGGUCCUUCGGUGAGCUCCUUGCUGGACGAGGGCGAGGCUCAUAGCGUCACAACUUCAGUGCUGAUGCAGUACAAGGUUUGGAAUUCCAGCCAGAUGGAACUCGAGCAAAUGAAGGAACAGGGUGCUGCCACCAUGCACUUUAGAGGUCCAGAAGGAGGAGGUCUUUUGCAGGUGGGAGAAAGCUUUUCCGACAUGGACGAGUAUGUGCUGCAGCGACUUCGGGUGGCGAUGCCGAGCGAGCACACGCUGCUGGGUCGGCACUUUCCCAUCGAGGUGCAGCUUUGGCACGAGCCCGCCAUCCACCGAGACAUCCGGAUGCUCAUUGCCGAUCGAACCAAGGUUCAGCAGAUGUUGCGAAGGUUCCAGGAAUUGACGCAAGAUUGGCAGGGCGAACUCCAACAACUCGAGGACCCCGCGGACAAUGAGUCGUUCCCGGACCUGCAGACCGAGCAAGAUUGGGCCGAAAGCGUCCGGCAACACAGCGUCAAGGACGGUGCGUUUCUCAUGGAGCAUGUACAACAGCUCCAUGAACGGAUUUUACAGAUCGACCAGCAAGUGGAGCUUCUCAACGCAAGGCUCCAGCGGCCCGAAUCUGCGCGUAUGGUGGUGUUGUCCCUCUUCUAUUGGACACCCCACACGGCGGAGACUGAAGCGGGAGAGGUGUUGAAAUGGUUGCACCAAAGCGUCACGAGGAACGUCGAGGCGGGUGCUGGAGCCAUGGAGAACCGAACACAGCCGCAGGCUGUCACCGAAGAGCUUCGAAAGAAGGUCCAACAUCUGGAAGAACGUCUAAAAGAGCUGCAGGGCGAUCCAGGAGAAGCAUCUGUGCGGCAAUUGCGUGCGCAGAGGGAGACUGAGUUCGGCUCGACAUCCUUCGACUUUGACUUCAAGGAGUCUGUUCAAAGAAAGGACACCUUGACUGCAUUCGGCUAUGAAGGUAGCUUCACCAGGCCUCCCUGCACACCCGUGGUGCGUUGGUUCCUGAUCAGUGAGCCUCAAGCUGCCCGUGCCAAGGACAUCUUGGGCCUCGCCGACGUGUUACGCUCGGAUCAAUCCACGGAGUGCCAACAAGCUGAAGGCUUGGAAGUGUGUGGCCUGGGCCUUCGUCCUUCGGAUGGCGUGUGGUGGCGCGGGCCCAUCAAACAGACUCCCAAGUCUCCGCGGAGCUUGCCGGAUCUGCCCAUGCGCACGGCCUCCUUAGGAUUUGGGUCCUUCCACAAGCCGAAAGAGACCCAUCUCAGUGCACAGCUGGUUUCCCAACUCCCUUGGCCAUAUGUCCAAGCCUGCUGCGCCGUUCUUCUCCUUUGCUCGGUGGCGAUGCUGGGCACGACGUGCUCGAUGUGGUCCAAUCAAUGCUGUGAUCAAUGA
Durusdinium trenchii is the source of this 2475-nucleotide messenger RNA. The record is from the annotation of a GenBank genome assembly. NCBI's taxonomy places the organism in Eukaryota, Dinophyceae, Suessiales, Symbiodiniaceae.